AUGAGUACCAGAGCAUUGCGAAAUUGCAGACGGUUGAGAAGUGAUCAGUUUCGCGAGCUUGUGGCAGACGACUGGGACGAAUACAGUGGUGUGGAGACGGAUUACGGGGACUCGGAAGCAGAGCAAGAGAACGACGGAGAUGAAAUCCCGAUUUUGACGAUGGAGGAUAUCAGAAAUGAGUUAAUACAGGAGGCACGCCAGAAUAUUGCACGCGGUGCUGAUCAGAGGGCUCUAUGGGUAAGAGGUGUCGAUGCGUUUAUCAACACCUUGUUCCACAUAGUGCUGUUGAGAAUCUUGAAGAACCUGUUUUCCAUGACGUCGUUUUCAAAGGAUAUUUUGAAAGACACCGAGGAGUUUAUCUCGAUGAUUGUAGACAAGACUCCCGGGUUCAAUUUCAUGAGCAAUUUGAGAUUCUCGAGCGGCGCUGGCGGUGCUGUUGAUGCUGCCAGCUCUGUUGGCGAGAGCAUAGCCACUGGAAACACCACUCUGAUAAUGAGGUUUGGGUACAUUCUGGCUAAGGAGUUCCCCAGCUGGGAAUCAUAUCCAAACUCCAUGAUAGCAAUGACUCUGCUGUCGUUCUACUGCUAUACGCUCGUGGCAUCUCUGUUUCUGAUCACCAGUUUUGUGUUUUCCAUGUUGUGCAUGACUUACAGUAUUGGCAGGAGGUGGCAUACCAUUCAGACGUUUAUAGUUGGUCUUUUUAAGGAGAACGCGGGGACGUUCUAG
Messenger RNA from Kuraishia capsulata CBS 1993, 726 nucleotides. RefSeq lists its product as uncharacterized. The record is from RefSeq and is a predicted model, not a curated record. The transcript has a single exon. Bases 1 to 726 code for a protein of 241 amino acids. NCBI's taxonomy places the organism in Eukaryota, Fungi, Ascomycota, Pichiomycetes, Pichiales, Pichiaceae.